UCACAAACUUGCACCGUGCAACUCUCGACUAACUUGUUGCAGACUGGAGCUCAAAAGAGUACGUACACCUUCACCAUUGGAGCAUCGCGUCCGGGGCUAUCUUGGCAGCCUGGUAGCAUAUUUUCUAAUGGAUCACGUUCCUGAGUCCUCACAGUCUUGUGGUGGGGCGGGCAUUUCAGCUUGUCUAUCGCGAUAAAUACUGCUCCGACCUCCAGGGGCAUUGCUCUGCGAUAGUGUACCCAAAGCAUAUCGAUAGGCACUAUCCGAUCGCCAGAGUAACGACGCAUUUAUACCACGAGGCCAUAGUAUACAAUUACCUUUCUCACCGGUUUUCAUUUCGCUCAGCGCUCUAGUGAGGAAUUGUCGCAGUCGAAUUAUCGGUGUGUUGGGGUUGAGGGAAUGGCCAUGGCGUCAACACCAGACUACCAGUCCGUCAAGCCGUCACCAGUCCGGUGGCAGUUUAUCGAUUCUUCAAACGACAAUGCUCAGAACCUAACCCAAGUUAAACGCCAUGUGAUGCAAGAAUAUAUGCGCCAGAAGCGCCUUGAAAAUCACGGACAAGACACCUCAGAUGAUGGAAUGGACACAACAACAGUCAAAGAUAAGAAGAAGAAAAAAAAGAAGAGGGCAAGCAGCAACGAAAGUAACAAGCGUCAAAGGGCUCAGAGGAAACAAAUCGCAAGGACCUCAAAUCCCGAGAUUAAGACGCCUGAGAAGACGCCUAUUGAUAAAUUGAAGCCCACCCUAAGAACAGAGCCUAGCCAGCCAACACCCAUUCCACUGUCCUAUCACAUGAACUUACAUCCCAUCAAUACCUCUACUGCUCCCACUUCUUCGCCCUGGGACUUCAGCUCUCCGAGUGAUAGCAGCGAUUUCUUCAUCGAGACGGGUCCAGGGUACAACAGCCCGACUCUUUCGGCCUGGUCAAGAACGGAACUAUCCCCUCCUCCUCAGACACUGCUUAGUGCCGCACGAACUGACCCUUUUCACACAUUGCCAUUACAGUUGAGCGUCCAAGAUCAGCAACUUUUCGACUUCUAUGUCAAUGACAUGCCCGCGUGCUCCUAUGGAGAUCACUUCCGAACCCAAAAUGCACACAACUGGUACAGGGAUGUUUUUGUCCACGAAGCAAUGAAAGGCCCUGUCACCUUCGUGAACACUAUUCUGGUGCACGCUGCCAACACCCGGGCCUGGCUGUGCAAUGAAAUUGAGACAGAAGUGACCUUAAAAUACCGUCAACGUGCUCUUCAAAUGCUUAUUGAUCACACACAAAAGUACCCUAAAGACACGUCUGAUAACGUCAUCACUGCCUGCAUGAGCGCUGCCGCUGUAGAGGAUUUUGAUCCUCGCCCAGAACGCAAGCAGAUUAGUUGGAUUCACAUGCGACAGGCUCGCAACAUGAUUAAAGAACGUGGUGGACCAGCCGCCUUCGAGAACACAAAGCUUGCAAUGCUGAUUAACUGGCAAGACUAUAUUCUGGCUGGAUAUGAAUCGGAAUUGGGCGGCUUCCAUUUCGAAAAAGACCCUUCCUUACCGACAGCACCGUUAUUACCAACGCUCCCAUCUCCUCCAUGUUCAGUUUCUUCAGUCCCAAUCGAUAGUACAUCAUCACUUGAAUCUCCUCGACUCCCGAACACCGUUGAAGCUGAAGUUAGACUGCAGUGUGAAGAUUUCCUCAACUUUCUUAGUCGCUGCGAGCAUUUAGCCAUCAGCCAACAUACCACCUUGCCAGCGUCUGUUGCCCCUAAUCGCCACGCUGCCUUCCAGCCUGGAGCCGUUCUGGGUAGGAUAUUGGCAUCUCCAAAUGGGAAACGGUUCACAGAAACCGGAAAUCGAAAGCAGUUCAUUUCUCGACUUGCAACUGUCAUGAUGUUGAAUGCUGCUCUCUGGGACUAUCGAUCGUCAAUCCGUCGAGCAGAGGCUUUUCUUGAUCAUACUGUUUGCAAAAUCCUCGAUAGUGAAGUGAACAUGAGCUCCUCGGUAGAAGCUCUUUUGCAGAUCCUUCUUGCCUGUCAAGAUUUCCCGACAGACUCUCCCUCAGACAACUUCGCCUUCAGCCCGCUGGCUCUAUUGCAUGGCGACCUCGAUUUUCCUGACUAUUCGCAAUAUUCACCUUUUGCAACAUCUCCAUCCGCUCGUCCAUGGUUCGUGGGGCGGAUGCUGAAAAUCGCAAAGCGCCUGAGCCGUGACUCAUGGAUGCGCGUCAACGAUUUCCUCUAUUCCUGUCUGACACUUCAGAUAUGCGAGCCUUCCCUGCUUACGUGGGAGAAUGAUUUACGACAAGAGAUCCUCCAAGCUCCAUUAACGAGUUACAUAAUGCCUGCUUUGCAAUAAUGCGGCAGAAAAUAUGCCUGUAAGAAACAUGCUGGAUGUGUAUAUAUUUCCGAUUUUUAAACUUUUCUUGCCUUGUCUUUUUUCACUGAUUUUCACACCGACUGGGUGAGAUGAUGCUAUGAUCUUUGAUAUAGCGGUAUGUAUAUGGGUUGGGAUUGGACUGGAUCGGAGUCUAAAUUGUUUAGUUUGGAUGUAUUAUAUAAUAGCAAUUUGAUCAGUACCACAGGUAUCAAAGGCUGCUUUACUAUUUCCGC
Messenger RNA from Talaromyces proteolyticus, 2588 nucleotides. RefSeq lists its product as uncharacterized. The record is from RefSeq and is a predicted model, not a curated record. The transcript has a single exon. Lineage: Eukaryota; Fungi; Ascomycota; Eurotiomycetes; Eurotiales; Trichocomaceae. The coding region runs from base 400 to 2334 and encodes 644 amino acids.